This is a messenger RNA of Trichomonas vaginalis G3, 6504 nucleotides long. Its product is annotated as ataxia telangiectasia mutated (ATM) -related family. Gene Ontology annotation, biological process: negative regulation of macroautophagy; TOR signaling. Gene Ontology annotation, cellular component: nucleus; TORC2 complex; TORC1 complex. The record is from RefSeq and is a predicted model, not a curated record. NCBI's taxonomy places the organism in Eukaryota, Parabasalia, Trichomonadida, Trichomonadidae. Gene Ontology annotation, molecular function: protein binding; protein-containing complex binding; protein serine/threonine kinase activity. The coding region runs from base 1 to 6504 and encodes 2167 amino acids. The transcript has a single exon.
AUGGCUGAGCUGGCUUUUCCGAGUACUAAUGAGAUAAUAAAUCAAUCUCCAUAUUACGAAAUGGAAACGCGCAGCUCGCUAUUUCUUCAAAUUGAUCAAAUUAUCAAACUUUCAGAAAAUAAACAACAUUCCAUGUUUAAAAUCGCGAUGGCACAUUUCAAGAAAUAUAUUCAAGAUACGUAUCGCGCGAAAACACUCGUAAAUGAAGAAAGAUUCUAUUUCAAUGAAUUAUUUUAUUCAAUUUCAUUGAAUAGACUCAAUGGAAAUGUUAGUCAUUACUUAAUGUUUAUCGAUGCCAUAAUAUCAGUUGAUUUAUCUUCGAAACAAGCAAAAGCAGUUAGAAUUGCCAGAGAUUUACUCGAAAUUCCUCCAACUACCGAUGAAUACCCAUGGGAAAUUCUCGAAAAAGCACUCGUCUGGAUAUACAAAUACGCAGGAAAUUCAUUAGAAAGCAUUAUUUCGAAAUUUAGAUUAAAAAUAUUUGAAUGGACGAUUUCAUACAAGAGCGAAUCGAAAAUUUCCGCAUUAAAUCUCAUCAACAUAUUCUUUCGAAACUUUCCUAAUGCUUUAAUCUCUAAUAUGGAGCAAGUUCAGUCUUCAAUUUUAUCAUCAUUGCAACAUGAAGAUAAACAAGUACGUGCAGCAGGCUGUCAUACAUUAGAAAUCGCUCUUACACUCUCAGAAUCAUCACAACAGAUUCAUAUUCAAACAUUAUGCGUUACAAUUUCAUCAUAUUUAGUUACAAGCCAAGAUCCUCAAUUUUCAGGCUUUGUUGAUGCUGUACGUUCCGUAAUAGAUGCUGCUCCUCGUUUUGCAUCCGUCUUUACCUUUGCUGAUCCUCCAUUACAUUUAAUAUCAGUAGAUAAACCAACGAAUGCUUCAUUAGAACUUGUAUCUCUCGCAUACCGAUGCACUCCAAAGUUAUUUAAGUACGAACACAUUACACAAAUGCUUACAUUAUACAAAAAAUUUAUUGCAAAGAAAUCUCCAUCGAGAUUAUGCGCAUUACGUACAUUGGGUGAGUUCUCAUUCCUUGCCUCCAACAGAUUGCACACACUGCAUUCAGAAGCCGUUCAAAAUUUAUUACAAAUUAUUUGUUCAACGAACACUUCUUCGGAAAGUGCCUAUGCCAUACUCUCAUUACUUAGUCCAGAAGAUCCGAAAUACCAGGAGAGAAUGGCCUCUGUUCUUUCUUUUCCUCCAGAUGAUUUAUUAGUUGAUGGAUAUGUGAAAUACGUUGAAUUAUGGCCCAAACACGCAUCAUCAGUCAAAAUGGAGUUGAUUCCCAAACUAAAUGAGUUCAUCAACACAAAAGAUCCCUCAAAAAUUUUGCUCUCUUUCAAAGCAUUAAAUAACCUUAAAUGUACAAUUGAAGAAAUGACUGUUCGCUUGAUAUUACAGUAUGCCAAUCUACUUAUACAUGCAGACAAGACAGUUAGAAGCUGUAUUAGUGAUUUCCUUUUAUCACAUCAAGACGUGGACAUUGGAAUUCCCGAGAGAUUGAUUGUUUUUGUCUCCGCAGAAACAAAUGAUGAAUUAAAACUCAGAGUUUUGAGAAAAAUACACUUGAAAUCAACAGAAAAACAGUUCGUACCGUUGGUUUACUCUAUGUGCCAUGAUACGAAUAUAGAUAUCUGUAUUUCUGCUAUUAAAGUGCUUUGUAAUCUUUCUGACACUUUACAAAUCCUCUCAAAUUUAGUUAAUGAAUUAUUUACAAAUCUGAAAUUGUCAAAUACAAUUGACAAGUUCUAUAUCAAACAACUACUAACAAUUGUUAAUCUCAAAGGUGUUGAACCCAUCAAAAACAAAGACAAAUUAACAAAUUUGAUUCUUGAAUUUCCAUUCCAAAAUACAGGAAGUUUAAGGUUAUUAAAUUCAUUGAUUAAAAGUGAUGUGAACAUAAAGAACUACAAUCUUUUGAUAAAUCACAUCAAAGCAAACAUAAAACUCCAUUUAAGUCCAAAUAGAUUAAACGCUGUUUUGACUCUUUUGUUGACAUCAAUGGAGAAAACAGAUUUACUUGAUUUUCUGUGGAAAUCUGAUUUGCAAAUUGUUCCUCUUUUGUUUGAAUUGGCACAUAAAAUAGAGGAACAAACAAUUAAAUCAUUGAUCAUUGUAAUAAUAACAAAACUCGGCAUAAUUGAUCCAAAAAUUGUUCAGCCGUUAUUAAAUUCAAAACGUGACACUGUCAAAAAUCCUGCAAACACGUUUAAACCUCUUAGUGAAUCCAUUGAUCCAUUAGUAAGUUUAACAUAUGUUUCUGUAUCAACAGCAUUACCUUUGUUGAUGGAAAUCAUUGGAAAUGACAGUUUAGUUACUUUGCAUCAAUAUGCUGUUGAAGCUUUAUUAACAGUUAUGAAGAACUACAGAUCUAUUGGAGAAGAUUUGAGUAAUCUCAUGGUUUCUUAUAUAAAAGAAUAUCUAUUGAAUGGUGGUCCAUCAACAAUUUCGAUUAUUUUGAAGAAUUUUCCUAAUUUUAUCAUUGUUUUGGGACAAUCUUUUUCCGAUGAAGUCGUGCCUCCAACUGUUGAUGUUAUAUGCAAAUACCGGGGAAGAUUGCCAAGCCAUACAUUACUAAGAGCUACAGAGUGGAUUGCUACUCAACUUCCUGAUGUUUUGGAACCUCAUAUUCAUAGAUUGACAAAAUUGUUUUUGUCAUCGAUAAAAACCGUUCAAAAUGACAUCGCAAAUGACAUUUUCAGUGUUUUCGUGAGUUUGGGAUCACUUGUUUCUAUUGUAGAUUAUUUAGUUAUACCUGCUUUUCUACAAUACAUCGAAUCCCACAUAAUGGAUACAACGAUUUGCGGAGAAAUGAUUGUUAAAUUACAAUCAAUUCUGACUUUUAUCAAAGAUAAUGGAGAUUUCGGACACGAAAUAUUGAAAACAUUGUUGUUAGUUUAUCAGAAUAACCAAGAUUUAAGACAAAGAGUUAUUAAUAUUUUCAUUUGUUUCAUUAUUUUGUUUAGAAACCAUGUUUUGUUUUUACUUCCUGAAAUUACUCAAGUAAUUAAUUUGGAAAGUGACAGAUAUUUAAACAAAAUCUUGGAUUGUUUAAAUACAAACACUGAAAUUCCUUUGGCAUUGAAGAAUAAGUUCGCACCAGAUCCUCCUGCUCCUCAACAAAGACAGUCUUCUCAACAUUUCGCGAUGCCAAGAAAACUGUCAAAUCCAACGAGUUUUUAUACAGAACCAAAUUUCGAAGUACCUUCAAAAGACUGGACAAAGACACAAUGGGAGAAAUGGUACUACGAAACAAUACCUGUGUUUAUAAGGAACUCUCCAAGUCGUGCAAUUUCCGCUUGUUACCAAUUGGCUGAAAAUCAUGCUCAUAUUUGUUCUUCUUUGUUCCCUGUCGCUUUUGCAAUUAAUAUUUUGGAAUCAAAGACAAUAACACUCAGUUUAGAUCUAAUGAAGAACGCUUUGAUAUCUAAUGAUUGUCCUUCUUUCAUCGUCAGAUUGUUUUUGUGUUCGAUUGAAUUACUUGAAAUAUCUGGAGCUCCUCUUCCAGUAAAAUACAAAUUAUUGACGCAUGUUGCAAACAAAAUGAGACAAUAUCAUCAGGCAUUGAGAUAUGCUGAAGCCGCUUUCGAUACUGAUGUAGAAAAACUUUCACAAGUUAUUAUUAAUAUCAACAAAAAACUUGGUUUGAAAUACGCAGCAAAUGGAGUUUUUAGAAAACUGAGUAGAACAAAAGAAGAACAAGACUUUAACUCAAAUACUUAUCAGUUCUUAGGUGUAUGGGAAGAUGCUUUAAGACUCUGGGAAAAGAAAUUAACAAUAAUGCCAAAUAAUGUCAUUUUACUUAACAACAAAAUGACUUGUUUAGAAUAUUUGUCACGUUUUAAAGAUUUAGAAAUUUGUUCACGAGGAUUUAGUAAUAAAUUCUCAGCAGUUGCAGCUUAUGGUAAUGGGAAACUUGAUGAUUUCAUGCUUCACAUGAAGAAUGUUAAUUUAACACCAGAAACAUCAUUUUUACAUGCAAUUUAUAAUUUCUUGAAUAAUGAUUAUGAAAAAACAAAAGAAUGUAUCAAAAUUUUCAUAAAUACAAAUGUUGAAAACACAUUCCCUGUUUUAAGUGGAGAUUUCGAACGUUCUUACCAUGAUUUCGUUCAAAUGACACUUGUUGUUGAACUAAUGGAAAUUGUAGAACUCAAAGAACUCGAAGGAACUUCAUUUUACGAAAAAAGAAAAGAAAGAAUCAUGAAGAACUGGGAUUACAGAUUAAAACAAGUUUCUUUCAAUGGACAAAGUGAUUAUUUCAGUUUGUUGCAGAUCAGAUCGUUGUAUUUCAAGAAAGAAGAGAUGAACAAGUAUUGGACAGAUUUCUUGAAUACAACAAUCAAACAAGGACAAACACAAAUUGCUUUGAUCGCUUUGGAAAAACUUCCAAAAGAAGAAGCAGAAACAAUUUUCUUGAAGUCAGAAAUGGCUCUUUAUUCAGGAAAAGUUGAUGAAAUGAUUGAAGGAUCAUUAAAAGCAUUAGAACUUUGUGAUAACAAGUCUAAUUUGUAUUGUAAGAUCUCGAAAUCUCUUGGAAGAGUUUAUUUGAACAAAGGUUGUUUGAAAGAAUCUUUUGAACACACUAAAAACGCUUUGAAUCUUUCGAAAUACAAUUUCAAAAUUUGGAAAUUGUGGAGCGAUGUAAAUAUUGCUAUUUUCGAACAAAGCGGAUAUAAAGACAAAGAUUCCUUAAAAGCAACUUUGGAAGGUUUGAUGAUGGUAUUAAGUUUGAAUCCUCCUGUUCCAAUGCAUUCUAUUUUACGUGUUUUCUCUAUUUUGUUCAAAUACGGAAACACAGAAAUAUACGACCUGUUUCGAAAGCAUCUUCCAAAUGUUCCUUGCCAAUACAUUGCAGAGCAUUUGCCACAGAUAACAGCAAAACUAAGUUAUGACAGUGAUCUCGACAAACUUUUAGUUGACACAUUAACAUAUAUUGGAAAUAAUCAUCCGAAUGUUGUUUUGCAAGCGAUAUCAGUGAGUUUUCCUUAUCAAGUUGACAGAAGUGAGAUCAUUAAAACAGUUAUCCAGAAGUUGAAGAUGUCACAUCACACACUUGUUGAAGAUUCAAGGAUCUGCCGAAAUGAACUUGUUCGUGUUGCAUCAUCAUGGUUUGAAAUAUGGUGUUAUGCUAUUGAUGAAAGUUCACGUUUAUAUCUUCAUCAAAAUGAUCCUAAAUCAGCAGCAAAACUUCUUUUGCAACAUCAUGAUAAGAUAUCAAAUCCACCACAGUCAUUCCUGGAACUGUCAUUCAAAGCACAGUUUGCAGCAACACUGUCAAAAGCACACACACUCACACAGUGUUAUUUCGAAGGUAAGAGUGGAAUUGAAUCAUUCCAUCUUGCAUGGCAGUUUUACACAGGAAUAUAUACAUCACUUCAGAACCAAGCACAAAGUAUCAAGAGUGUUAUCCUCGAAGAUGCAUCUCCAUCUCUUGCUUCAUUCAAGAGUUCUCUUAUUUGUGUUCCAGGGACAUACAAAUUCCAUGGUCCCAACAUCGGAAUCAAUUCAUUCGAUCCAGUGAUGAAUGUCUUCACAUCAAAACAACGUCCUCGCGCAGUUUCGAUCAACGCAACAGAUGGAAACAAGUACAAGUUCCUCCUUAAAGCGAAUGAAGACACUCGCCUCGAUCAACGCGUUGUCCAACUUCUUACAUUUGUUAACACAAUCAUGGCAUCAGCGAUGGCAGGGAAUCUCACUACAUAUUCUAUUCUUCCUCUUGCUCCUAAUGUCGGAUUAAUCGGAUGGGUUCGUGAUUCAACAACAAUAUAUGAACUUAUGCGUGACUACCGAGAGCGGAGGAAGAUUCCAUUGAAUGUCGAGAUCAACAACACUCUUCAGAUGUGUCCUAAUUUCGAACAACUUCCUGCGAUCGAAAGGAAAGAGAGUUUCGAAUUCGGUCUUUCAAAGACUAAAGGUGAUGAUCUCCAACAAAUCAUCCUCGUUAACUCUAGUGACAGUUCUAACUGGGUUAGUCGACGCCUUGUCUACACAGAGAGUCUUGCAGCAACAUCGAUGGUUGGAUACAUCUUAGGACUUGGCGACAGACAUCCAGGAAACAUCAUGAUGUGUGUUAAGACAGGCAAACUUUUACAUAUCGAUUUCGGAGACUGUUUCGAAGUUGCACAACAUAGAGAACACUAUCCAGAAACAGUUCCUUUCAGAUUAACAAGAGUUUUCGUUAAUGCACUCGAAAUUGCUAAAGUCGAAGGAACUCUUCGCCAGUGUUCAAUCAAUGUCAUGAACUUGCUCCGUCUCCACAAAGACACGAUUAGUGGACUUCUUGAGACAUUCGUUCAUGAUCCUCUUCUGAUGGGAACUGCGAAGAUGUCUGAAGAGAAACAACCAGAUGUCCUUAUCAGACGAAUUGUUGCAAAACUUACAGGAGACGAUUUCCCGGACAAAGGAAAUCUCUGUGUUGAACAACAAGUCGACACACUCAUAUCAGAAGCAACAAGCACACUGAAUAUCUGCAUGAUGUUCAAAGGAUGGCGUCCAUGGUGGUAA